AUGGCUAUUAAUGGUGCAAAACGAGACAUAGAGGGGCUCGGGGAAUGGUGGUCGACUGCGGCAAGGGGGUCGGGCUGUUCGGCGGCAGGGGGCUCGGGGCUGGGCUCGAUAGCAACGACUGGUGGCUCGAGGGCUGGGCUCGUCGGCGGGUGGGGGGGUCUCGGGUCUGGGCUCGACGACGCAGGGGCUGGGUGGACGUGGAGGCUUGGGGGCUCGUUGGGGCUGGACGGCGCGGAGGCUUGGUGGCUCGUUGGGGCUUGGUGGCCCAUUCUCGGCCGCGAGCAGAAGCCUCCAGGCUCUACUUUUGGACAACUAAAUGACUGUUGGGGCAUUGAACAAUCUGAGGUAUGCCCCUUAAUUUGUCGCAGCUGGUGGAGCGGUGGCCUCGCAGGGGUCGCGACGGUGGUCUCUGCUGCUGCUAGAAUUCUGGUGGUCCUUAUGUGCAAGCAUGAAUUUGAUGCUCGAUACCAGAAGCCUGAAGAUAAACUAUAUAUUGCGCAACUGUAUUUUCCUCUUAUUGGCCAGAUUUUGGAUGAGAUGCCUGUUUUUUACAACCUUAAUGCUGUUGAAAAGCGUGAAGUUCUCAUAGUUAUUUUGCAAAUUGUGCGCAAUCUUGAUGAUGCAUCACUUGUGAAAGCAUGGCAGAAGAGCAUUGCAAGGACUAGAUUAUUUUUCAAACUCAUGGAGGAAUGCCUAAGUCUUUUUGAGGUUCCUUGAUAUUUCCCUUACCUCUUUGAUCUUGUGAUUGACUGUUGGUGUCAUUUAGUUUACUUGUUUGGGUUCUAUAAAGUAUAAACCAUGCAUACAUAUAAUCUUUUUAUUUAUUUGCUAUCUUAUUUUGAA
Molecule: messenger RNA, 843 nt
Organism: Humulus lupulus (European hop)
Lineage: Eukaryota; Viridiplantae; Streptophyta; Magnoliopsida; Rosales; Cannabaceae
Exons: 4
Coding region: 1-717 (238 amino acids)
Biological process (GO): positive regulation of GTPase activity; small GTPase-mediated signal transduction
Molecular function (GO): guanyl-nucleotide exchange factor activity
Source: RefSeq, a predicted model, not a curated record